Molecule: messenger RNA, 2383 nt
Organism: Pan troglodytes (chimpanzee)
Lineage: Eukaryota; Metazoa; Chordata; Mammalia; Primates; Hominidae
Exons: 3
Coding region: 36-755 (239 amino acids)
Source: RefSeq, a predicted model, not a curated record
UGCCCAGCGGGAAGAUGGAGUGACCCAGCGGGAAGAUGAAGUUGCCCAGUGGGAAGAUGGAGUUGCCCAGUGGGAAGAUGAAGCUGCCCAGCGGGAAGAUGGAGUGGCCCAGUGGGAACAUGGCUCAGCGGGAAGAUGGUAUGACCCAGCGGGAAGAUGGAGUGGCCCAGUGGGAACAUGGCUCAGCGGGAAGAUGGUAUGACCCAGCAGGAAGUUGGAGUUGCCCAGCGGGAAGAUGGAGUUGCCCAGCGGGAAGAACGGGUUGCCCAGCAGGAAGACGGAGUGACCCAGCGGGAAGAUGGAGUGGCCCAGCCGGAAGAUGGAGUGGCCCAGUGAGAAGAUGGUGUGGCCCAGCGAGAAGAUGGGGUUUCCCAGUGGGAAGAUGCGGUGGUCCAGCAGGAAGACGGUGUAGCCCAGCGCCCAGGACAGCUCCGCUGGGCCUGAGCUCGGCGCUCUGUGCCCUGCUGGCUCCUGUGGCUGUGGCAUCACUGCCCAAAGCUGCUGCCUCCCCAGCCCAGUGCUGGGUUGACAGUACCAACAGGAAGACAGCUGGCAAAAGAGAGCCUGAGGGAUGCUGGAGCCGUGAACUAGAAGGAGCUCACCUCCCAGAAAACUUUGCAGAUCAGAGCUCAAAUUCUUGCCUUGGAUUGUGUACCUCCACAUUUUUAGGUGAGAAGACUAAGUAUAACCUAAUAAAUAAUUCUGGUGAAGAUAAAUCAAGAGGAACUUGGCUUGCCCUUCAUGAAAGAAGCUAAGUGGAUUUAAAUUAGUUUCCUGAGAGUGAGGGUUGUUAAACACAAAAUGAGUGGUUAAAAAAAUAGGGAAAACCUUUACUGACAAAUGCGUUCAGACAUUAUGAUAAUGUUUCAGGCAAAAGCUUGAAAUCCUUCCUCCUACAACAGAGUAUAUGCAAUCAAGUAUUUUCAUGAAAAUUUUAGUAAGGCGUAUCUCAUUUUAGCCUAACGGAAUAGCUUUUAAAAAAAUAUCUACCAACUUAUUUCUUUUCCUAACUUUUGAUUCACUAUAUACUUUAAAAACAUUUAAAGUUAUGUUGACUAAAAAUUAAAGUAACAGAUCUUAGAUGUUAAAUUUGUAGAAACUAGUCUCCAAAUUAGUUUCAGGCACAGAUAAAAGUUAUAUUUUGCCAUUAAAAUGUGGGUAUUAAAAUAACCAGUUGUCUUGUGAAUUAUGAAGGUCAAAAACUUUUGCAAGCUUCUGCCGCAACCACAGAGAUGCACAGAUAAAUGAAGAGAGAACAAAGCCUUGCUUUAAAACCGUUGGAUUUAAAUUCUGGAUUGGAAUUAAUGACCACAUCAGGGAAUUGGGAUUGUUUCUUCAGAGAGGAAAUCUACAAUAAAGGCCAUCAUUUCUAAAGUAUCUUCACUAAAAUUUCUAUAGCAAAUAUGUGAAUUUGGGUGAUUAGACAAAACUAAAUAUAUUGUACUUAAUAUUUACAAAUAUAUAAUGGAUAUUAAUAUUGUUAUAGACACCUUGUAAUGCAGGCAUUUGUAUAAUAUGGAAAUGGGAGAAAGCCUAAGUUUAAAAUAAGGAGAGCUAUUGGUACUAGGGAGAUAAGCGUGAUACUGUGACAAGAAGAAAGAAGAUAGAGAAGAAGGCUUAUUUCACUCAAAUAUUUUUGGAAUUUGGAACACGUGAACAUUUCUACACAGGCAAGGGACAUUUGCUUUUUCUUGUGUCUUACAUUUUUCUAUACAUAUUCUGAUUGAUGUGCCAUAAUGAGAACCCAGAUACUGAAUGAGACGACUUUCUAAUGAUACUGAAGGAUUCUUAUCCAACUAAAUUCAACAUUGAGUACACUGCUCAGACAAUGCAGAGUGAUAGGAAGAGGAGCCGUUCUCUCAGAAGCACUUCUCCAGGACCUCAGACUUCUCCAUAGGUGGGGCUGAUAACAAGGCUAUGUGUAUCAAUGUGACUAACUUUUGCAUGAUAGCAGUAGGGGAUUCUAAAAAGGCAAAAAAAGCCUUCUGAUUUUAUCUCAUAACAAACACUUCCAAAUCUUUUGUGAUGUCAUUUAUUUAAAGUAUGGAAAGAUUCCUUUAGGUAUAUAUGAUGCUUUAGGGAAUAAAUUACCCUUUUAAAAUCCAAUUCAUGACGCAAAUGUGUUGAACUGAAUGUUUUCUAAAAAUUUCAAAAGAAAAUGUAUUUUAGAUUCUGCUGUCAAUAAUCAGGUAGUAUGCAUAUUUUGUGUAGUUGAUAAUUCUUUUCUAUGGUGCUAUCUAAUCAUGCUAUCAUAUGAUUCAUAGAUAAUUUAUAAUUCUUUAAGUAUGUGACUUCAUUUUUGGAAAAGAGAAAGAGAACUAAGUAAAUGUAUCUUCUUCAUUUACCUUUCAGGAAGGGCCUGAAGAACACUAAGUCUGUGUUU